Anguilla rostrata (American eel) is the source of this 3329-nucleotide messenger RNA. Its product is annotated as ras-related protein Rab-14. The record is from RefSeq and is a predicted model, not a curated record. Gene Ontology annotation, molecular function: GTP binding; GTPase activity. The transcript is spliced from 9 exons. Lineage: Eukaryota; Metazoa; Chordata; Actinopteri; Anguilliformes; Anguillidae. Gene Ontology annotation, biological process: Golgi to endosome transport; phagosome maturation; defense response to bacterium. The coding region runs from base 499 to 1146 and encodes 215 amino acids. Gene Ontology annotation, cellular component: recycling endosome; phagocytic vesicle; Golgi apparatus.
CGCGUAUUCUGUGUUUUAAGGUCACGACGGUGAAACAUCGAAAGUAGGCCUGCACGCUGUGAGAAAUUGAAUUUACAUAUAAAUCAUGCAGUAAUUAGCUAUUUAUCGCAAAGCACUAUCGUUGAAUAUAAAAGGCCUAGUAUUAGAGACAACGAGUUUGAUAGAAAUUAGAAAUUAAUUUGGGGGUUUUGUGUUCGGUCCAGUCGGACGAUAUAGCCUAUAGCCUACGACCAUAAUAAUGAACAGCCUACUCUUCGGUUGGAGGCAGUACGGCUUUCAAAAAGACAUUCAAAUACACUGAGGCACAAGCACCACGCGCCGUUGCAAAUCCCUCGGAAAAGAAGUAUACUGAGGGAGCUCAUUGAACAUCGUAUUCGACGGAAGACGCGUAGCGCAUGCCGCCAUCUUGGAUAGAUAGACACUUCAGCCAAGGAUAACCCGCAGUUCCACUCAGAAAGCCGGAGAUAAUUAAAUAUAAAUCCAAAACAAAAACCCACAAUGGCCACCGCACCGUACAACUAUUCCUACAUUUUCAAAUACAUCAUCAUCGGGGAUAUGGGAGUGGGAAAGUCAUGUUUGCUUCACCAGUUCACAGAAAAGAAAUUCAUGGCCGACUGCCCCCACACGAUCGGCGUGGAGUUCGGCACCCGGAUCAUCGAGGUGAGCGGCCAGAAGAUCAAGCUGCAGAUCUGGGACACCGCCGGGCAGGAGCGCUUCCGCGCCGUCACGCGCAGCUACUACCGGGGCGCCGCCGGCGCGCUCAUGGUCUAUGACAUCACCAGGAGAAGCACUUACAACCACCUCAGCAGCUGGUUGACGGAUGCACGGAAUCUGACCAACCCCAACACUGUGAUCAUCCUCAUAGGAAACAAGGCCGACCUGGAGGCGCAGCGAGACGUCACGUACGAGGAGGCCAAGCAGUUUGCAGAGGAGAACGGUCUAUUAUUCCUGGAAGCCAGCGCAAAGACGGGGGAGAACGUGGAGGACGCCUUCCUGGAGGCGGCCAAGAAGAUCUACCAGAACAUCCAGGACGGCAGCCUGGACCUGAACGCGGCCGAGUCGGGCGUGCAGCACAAGCCCUCCGCCCCCCAGGGGGGCCGGCUAACCAGCGAACCACAGCCCCAGAGAGAAGGGUGCGGCUGCUAAUGACCGUCCCGCCCUCGACCCCGCCCCCGACCCCGCCUCCGUCUGCCCCCGCCUUCCCCUGGGGCGACGCAGGGACUGAACGAGGGGCAGGCCGGAUGACCGUGCCCCCCCCCCCCCCCACCCUCUCGCUCCUCCCCGCCCCCCCCACCCCAUCCCAUCCGUCUGCUCCCCUCCCCCACCACCCUCCUAUUUGCCACCCACAUAACCCACAUCCCCCCCAAGCACUUUUCGGUACAGGUCAUCUCCAUGGUAUCCAAACUCCAUUCCAAAUGAAUAUUACAGAGCGACUAAGAAAUGGGUGACAGUGACCAUUAUUAUUGACACAGAGUCACCAUUUUACGUAUAUCCGAAAAACCAAACAAUCCAGUCACACAUAGAUCUUUAAAGGACCAACUCGCCCCCUGUCUCUCCACAGAGUCCAUUAUGGUCGAAAUCUAGGCCUAUUUUAAACUGAAUGCGUAAAAUAUUUAAUCCCGCUGUUGUGUGUGAGUUUGCCCUUAUAGCGGGAAAUGGCUGUGUAGAAAUGGGCAGUACUGACGAGGCCAGGCUGGAUACGACCUGUCCGAGGUCAGGUAGCGGUGUCUGUAGCAGGACCUGGUGGUCUGUCCACGCGUGCCCGUGAUGCUGUUAAUCGCGUGCUGUCGAGCCUGUGACCAGGGACCAUAAGGACUAAAAAAAAAAAGAUUCUGCAGAAGCCAUUAACAGGCAGGCCUCGACUCCGAAAAGGUCUUUGAAGCGUCGCUUAAAAGCUUUGCUUAAAAGAAAGGGUUUCGGAGCGUGCCUACGAUAUUUGAAAACUCCAUUUCCCAGAGAGAACCGAUUACAUCGCAUUCCAUUGUAGUCCCGUCGUAGUUUCUUUAAUAAAAAGGGUGUGAUUAAAAAAACAUGCCUGCGUAUGCGAGCAGUGUGUAAGUGAGUGAGUGCGUGUUUGUGGAGGGGAGGAACAGCGAAUCAGUUUUGAGGAGACACUUGAAGGAGAAGUCGCGCUUUUCUCCGACCUCUUCUCUAGGAUUCCACCUGACCCUCAGCCACCAGUCCCCCCACGUCAUACAUUAAAUCCCUCAUAACCCCGAUCAUAUCAAGUGUUUCGUUUUUUUUCCUUUUUUUUAAAAAAAAAAAUCCUUUCCUAAGCGUACUUUUGUUGUUUGUUGCCUUAUUAUAUAAUUAUUAUUGUUACCAUUUUAUCCUUUUCUGCUGCUUGUUCUACAUAACUGAUGUUGGACGCUUUUCUGUUAAAUAAAUGAAUAAUGGCGAUGAUUAUUUUUUACUGAGAAUCUGGCUUCAGUGAAAACGGGAACCCUGUUUAUGAAGGGUGGGGGGCAGGGGGCGGGGUCACCUGUGUGUGCUGUAAAUCCGGAGGCUGAUGUUUUCUACUCUUGUAUAUUACCCUGCUUUCAUUUUGCAUACAUCCCACGAGUCACCACUGACUGAAACAUGUUUGUUAGGCUUCAAGAAAAAUCAUGUAAGUAGUUUGAAAAAGAUAUUUAAAAGAAAUUUGGCCGCUGUACAUUUGUUUGCUAAAGAUCUUAGUGGUAGUAUUUAUGACAACCCAAGAAAAAAAAAAUGAAAGGUCCCUCCAACCCGCACAGGCGAAAUGCCCUCUGCCCCGCCCCCAGGACACCUGUCAGUGAUUUUAGGGGGAAAGGAACUUUGAAGUUCCUGUGAUUAAGUGGUUGCAUUUAUGCAUUUCAUUCCAAAUGUAUUUUGAAUCUUAGAGGCGACCCAGGGUAAAAUACAUUUUUAAUAAAACAAAAUGAAGCUGGAAAGAGUCCCUCUCCAAAAAAUGUAAUAAACUACAGAGUAAAAAACUGACCUAUUCUUAAUCAUGCCUGUAUUACGGAGUAUGAGGGGGAACGCGUCGUUUUUCUUGUAAGAUUAAAUGAUCCGUUUCAAUGGUCCAGCUUUUUUUUGGGGAUGGGGGGGGGCGGGGGGUGAGCAUAUGGGUUUCUGUCUAUUUUGAGAGGGUAGGGUCUGGCUAAAGUUCCUGUGGUUAUCCUGGCCUGGGUGACCACUUCUUGCUCUGUGUUCACAUGAGAAAAAUGUAUAAAAAUCGUAAAUAUGUAUACAUUUUUAAGGAAUCGUGCUAACAUUGAGAUGCAUUAUAUGUGUAUGAUUUUAAGAUCACAUUUGGUUUUAAUAUGAACAGAAUGCUUACAAUAAAACAAAAACCUCAGUGAUAUUUA